Talaromyces stipitatus ATCC 10500 is the source of this 552-nucleotide messenger RNA. RefSeq names its product protease inhibitor (Tfs1), putative. The record is from RefSeq and is a predicted model, not a curated record. The transcript has 3 exons. Gene Ontology annotation, biological process: regulation of proteolysis; regulation of Ras protein signal transduction. NCBI's taxonomy places the organism in Eukaryota, Fungi, Ascomycota, Eurotiomycetes, Eurotiales, Trichocomaceae. Bases 22 to 552 code for a protein of 176 amino acids. Gene Ontology annotation, molecular function: peptidase inhibitor activity; phospholipid binding.
ACUCAGAAGGAUACCUCCAACAUGUCUGAUUACGAUAAUGCUCAGACUGCCCUGAAUCUUCCUAAGAAAGACUCGGAGAUUUUAGGACUUGCCUUCGGUAAACGCCAAGUCGUUCCAGGAGAGCACAUUCCUAAGACUGAGGCGCAACUGGCUCCCAAUCUAAGUUUAACUCAAGCCACGGGCACAUAUAUCGCAGUUUGUAUCGACCUUGACGCUCCGUUCCCUUGUUUUAGUUUCCUAGGUCCCAUUCUUCAUUGGAUUCAAUCGGGUUUGAAGCCCACCACUACCGUCAACGGAACUACAAGAUUACGAGCGACAGACACACCUUUUAUAUCGGAUUACGUUGGCCCCGCACCACCACCUCCCAGCCGGCCGCACCGAUAUGUGUUUCUGCUAUACGAGCAACCCGAAGGAUUCAACUAUACUAAGUUCGCGCCUCCGGAUGGGAAGAAGAUGGGAAUGUGGCCACGGAUCAGAUACGACCUAAAGACAUUUGAGAAGGAGGCACAUCUUGGUCCUAUUGUGGCGAGUAAUUUCUUUCUAAGUAAUUAA